CACGAUGGGAUGGAGAAGAAGGAGGAAUUGGAAAGUGCGCAUGCUCGGGAGGUGUUGAUGUGUAUGUAGCCACGUUGCCACUUUGUAGCAGCGAGUGAGCGAAAAAGUAGCUAAGGGCAAGGAUGUCAUCACCUCCCAGGGAAAAAGUGGAAACCAAAGCGGGGCACCUUCCUGCCGUCAAAGCAGGCGGUAUGCGGAUUGUGAAGAAACAUCAGGGCCCUGUGAACCAGGCUUCUGCUGUGGAGAAAGAUAAAGAGAGUGAAGACUGGGAAAGCAACAGCCCUAAACCAACUGUACCAAUCAUCAUCUCUGGUGCUUUGGCCAGGGGGGAUAAAGACUUUCCUCCAGCUGCUGCCCAGGUUGCCCACCAGAAGCCUUACCCGUCAGUGGAGAAACUGCCUGUUUCACAUCAGAUCAAUCAUUCCAUCCACCAGCCUCGCAAGUGAAUGAUGUGACCUCUAAGAAUGAAUAUCCAGAAAUCUUUGGGAAUUGUCGAUCCAUUAGUUGGGACUCCUAAUUUCUGAUAUUUGGAGCAAAUUUUCUUUUGCUUUUGGGAAGGGAGCUACGGUUUUAAAUUUUGUAAACCUUGUUGAAGCACAUUUGAACAAAUAAUAGCCAUUUUUUAAUUAAAUUGGUACCUGAGAUACUAUUUUGCUUUUGGUAUUUCAGAAAUAAUAGAUAAAUCUUUGCUUCUGUAAUAGGAGAGAUUUGUUCAACACUCAUGCAUAUGUGUCUGUGUAAAUGCAUGUGCACGUAUGUUGUGUAUGCAUAUUGUGUGUGGUGCAUGCAUGUGUGUACGUAAUGGACAAAUUUAGUGCUGUUUCACACUGUGACUCCGUAUAUAUGUUGUGAAUUUUUGUAGAACGUAUGGCUGAGGAUGUCACUGUGCCAGAAGUAAACUCAAAGGUAACCAAAAGUAA
This is a messenger RNA of Carcharodon carcharias (great white shark), 920 nucleotides long. It is a transcript of the gene dap, whose product is annotated as death-associated protein. NCBI's taxonomy places the organism in Eukaryota, Metazoa, Chordata, Chondrichthyes, Lamniformes, Lamnidae. The coding region runs from base 123 to 446 and encodes 107 amino acids. The record is from RefSeq and is a predicted model, not a curated record. The transcript is spliced from 4 exons. Gene Ontology annotation, biological process: apoptotic signaling pathway; cellular response to amino acid starvation; negative regulation of autophagy. Gene Ontology annotation, molecular function: death domain binding.